AUGGCUCCAACUGCUUUUGUCUCUGGUGCUACUGGAUUUAUCGCUCAACACAUUGUUAAGCAAUUACUUGAGAAAGGAUACAAUGUUGUCGGUUCAGUAAGAUCCGAAUCUAAAGGGGAAAAGGUAAAAAAGAACUUUGGCUCAAACUUCUCUUAUGAAAUUGUCGAAGAUUUGGAGACCGAAGGUGCCUUCGAUAAAGCUUUGAAGAAACACCCAGAAGUGACUGUGUUCCUCCAUACAGCUUCUCCUAUUACAUUUCAUGCUGAAGAUAACGAAAAAGAUAUAAUUUUACCUGCUAUCAAUGGUACAGUCAACGUAUUGAAGGCAAUUAAAUCGUCCGCUCCGCAAAUUACUAAGGUUAUUAUUACAUCUUCGGGACUCACUCAAAUUAACGGAGUAGAUCCUAACUCAGCUCCAGAAGAUACAUGGAACAGUAUUUCGUACGAGCGUGCUAAGCAAGAUACCAUGUCUGCUUACGUCGGAUCCAAGGCCUUUGCAGAAAAGGCGGCAGUCGAAUUUGUUGAGAAAGAGAAGCCCAGUUUCUCUGUAUCCUCUAUUCACCCUGUGCUUGUUUUUGGACCUCAAGCGUACGAUCUGGAAGCUAAGGGAGAAUUAAAUAUCACCAAUACCUUUAUAAGUGGAUUACUAAAGUUGAAAGCAAGCGAAGGAGCUGAGCUCCCAAAAUCUGAUGGUCGUUUUAUUGAUGUAAGAGAUGUUGCUGCUGCUCAUUUGAUUGCUAUUGAAAAACCUACCAAUGGAUUGAGAGUUCAGGUUCGCAGUGGAGGGUAUACUAAUCAAACGUUAUUAAAUAUUUUAAACAAGAAUUUUCCAGAAUUGGAUCUUAUCAAAGGAUCACCAACUGAAAAUUUAGUCGGAGAUGAUAGCGCAAAUCACUCUAAAUCUAGAGAAUACUUGGGAAUGAACUAUAUUGGAUUAGAGAAAAGUGUUGUUGACACCAUCAAGCAAUAUCUUGAAGCAAAUAAAUAG
This is a messenger RNA of Dujonia railenensis, 987 nucleotides long. The record is from the annotation of a GenBank genome assembly. Lineage: Eukaryota; Fungi; Ascomycota; Pichiomycetes; Serinales; Debaryomycetaceae.